This is a messenger RNA of Echinococcus granulosus, 885 nucleotides long. RefSeq lists its product as hypothetical. The transcript has 6 exons. The record is from RefSeq and is a predicted model, not a curated record. NCBI's taxonomy places the organism in Eukaryota, Metazoa, Platyhelminthes, Cestoda, Cyclophyllidea, Taeniidae. Bases 1 to 885 code for a protein of 294 amino acids.
AUGAAACAAUGCUCAUUUUUAAAUAAAUACAAUUAUAUGAGGUCUUUCGCAUAUGCCUAUUGCCCACCACUCAAAGGAAAUUUGCAUACUGAGAAGGCAAGCACUGACAUAAUUAAUUGGGAUAUGAUAGUUAUAUUACAUUCCCAAAUACAUAAAAGUAAAGAAAAAUUCUUAAAAUACGACAAUUUUGCUUUAUGUAAAGGCCUGAGCGCACCACUGAAAGUGGGAAAAAAGUGGAGGCGCGUUUUCUUACAACCUCAAGCACUUUUAUCAAAUAGGCAAUCCAACGGCCUCGGUAUUGGAAUGUUAAAAGCACCCAUUAAAAAAGGAUUGGGAAAUGGGUCCCAGCUACAAGUGAAUUGGGUGAUAAUAAUUCUUGACCAUUCGAGGAGAAAAAGUAUAUACGAGGUGAGACAUGAAGGUAAGAUUUUAAGUUUCUGUCUAAUCUGUCUUAGAGAUAAAUGGGUUUGGCGCAAAGUCACGACAAAUUACCAAGACAAGACCAAAAUAGGCGCAGACGCUAUUAAGAGGUCUGCCUUGAGAAAAAAAAACCGAAAAAGUGUCGCAGAAAUAUAUGCAGAGACAAGGCUUUUAUCACCUAUUUGUGAAACCGUGACACCGAUAAUUUUAAAGCAAAAUUUUAGUUCGCUGUCAAAAGUUAAUCAAGCUGUUUCAUUUGACAAAAAGGCACUCCGCACAAUUAAUUCAAACAAAUCUUCUUCCAACUUGCAUCAAAUUAAUGGAAAUCGUUCUGUUAAAAUAGGAGAAAAUUGUCCCAUCGGAAAAAUACCGGUUGAUUUUUUUGUCAAAGUUGAUCAAGAUCAUUUAAUAGUUAUAAAAAAAAACCAAGGCCGGUCGUUGUAUGAUGCCGCCUUUUUCCCCUAG